This is a messenger RNA of Rotaria sordida, 1092 nucleotides long. The record is from the annotation of a GenBank genome assembly. NCBI's taxonomy places the organism in Eukaryota, Metazoa, Rotifera, Eurotatoria, Philodinida, Philodinidae.
AUGGUUAAUUAUUCUCUUACUAGUGAACAACAACGUGAUGAAGUGCCGAAUACAUAUGGAUUUUUUGUUUCACCGAAUGAACUUGAAACAGAAGAAUCAGUAAAAGCAUCAGUAGCUCGUCGUCGUGAACAAAAAUGGCUUGAUAUGUUUGCACGAUGGUCUUCAUUUAUUGAAUCGCGUUUUGAUAAAGUAAAAACACGUUGUCGAAAAGGUAUACCACCAUCUGUACGUGGUCAAGGUUGGUAUCAUUUAUCAGCAGCUAAAUAUCGACAUGAAAAUGCAGAUAGAAAUUGUCCAACAGGAAGUGUAUUUAAUUUAUAUUUAACACAAACACCAGCUUUAAAUGUUCUUGAAGAUAUAAAAAAGGAUCUUGCUAGAUCUUUUCCAGAUCAUGAAAUGUUUAGAGAUAAUGGAUGCGGACAAGAAAGUUUAUUCGAUGUUCUUAAAGCAUAUGCUGUUCAUGAUCCAGCUGUUGGUUAUUGUCAAGCACAAGCACCAAUUGCUGCUAUUCUAUUAAUGCAUUUACCACCUGAACAAGCAUUUUGGGUAUUUGUUCAAAUUAAUGAAGAAUAUGUUAAAGGCUAUUUUAGUGAUGGAUUAAUGGCUGUUAAAGAAGACGCAUUAGCAACACAAUUACUUAUACAAAGAGUUUCACAAAGAGGUUAUCGUUUACUACGUAAACUUGAUGUUGAUCCAAUAUUAUAUACACUUGAUUGGUAUAUGACAUUAUUUUCUCGAACUUAUCGUGCACCACAAUUGUUUCGCAUAUGGGAUAUGUUUUUUUGUGAAGGUGUCAAAGUAUUAUUUCGUUUAGCUCUUGUUAUUGUACGUGAAACACUUGAUGUUGGUCCACCUGAUAUUGUAACUAAAGCACAUAAAUGUGAUAAUCCAAUGGAUCUUAUUGCACUUAUUAAACAAACAGCAAAAAGUUUACCAUUCGAUGUACUUUUAAUUAAAAUGGAUAAACUUCCAUUAACAGAUAUUGAUCUUGCACAAGCAUGUGGACAAGCAAGACAACAACUUAAUUCAGAUUUCAAUAUGACGCAUAAUCGAAAAACAUCAUCUCGAGCUCAAGCUAAUAAACAUAAAUAA